This is a messenger RNA of Microtus oregoni (creeping vole), 1551 nucleotides long. RefSeq names its product G protein subunit alpha transducin 2 (gene Gnat2). The record is from RefSeq and is a predicted model, not a curated record. Gene Ontology annotation, biological process: detection of chemical stimulus involved in sensory perception of bitter taste; adenylate cyclase-modulating G protein-coupled receptor signaling pathway. The transcript has 8 exons. The coding region runs from base 487 to 1551 and encodes 354 amino acids. NCBI's taxonomy places the organism in Eukaryota, Metazoa, Chordata, Mammalia, Rodentia, Cricetidae. Gene Ontology annotation, cellular component: photoreceptor inner segment; photoreceptor outer segment; heterotrimeric G-protein complex. Gene Ontology annotation, molecular function: GTP binding; GTPase activity; G protein-coupled receptor binding.
GGGGAUCACCCUUAACCUUCAGCUCUUCAGCUCUCCAAUGCAAACGAACCCCUAAAACGGUGGCUUGCAGGCUUGUGUGAGUUCUUUAGAAGGGAGGAGGUGGCUGCUUCCUCCCAGGGCUCCAGUACCUGUGUUCUACCCAGCUGUGUCAAAACCCAGGUCAUUUCCCUCGUUAAAGAACAUUAGAGCCUUUGCCCUUUGCCUGACUGGCAAAGCUUUUAAUUAGCUUACCCUGGCAUACUGCUAGACAUAAAGGGGACAAUCCCUAGAUUCAGAAGCAGUUCUCCAGUCGGAGGAGGGAGUCUCAAAGCAGGGUAGGAAGGGUGCGAGAACCAGUAGUCCACACUGUCACUAACGCUUAUGGGAGCAGAAGACUGUCACUCUAUCCCAACCCAGGUUUUCUUUAUCUUGAUCUCACAGACAGGAGCCGUACUGGAAAUUUUUCGGAGCUAGAGAAAGCAGUUCUUCUCUGAGGAGACAGCAGAGAUGGGGAGUGGAAUCAGUGCCGAGGAUAAAGAACUUGCCAAGAGGUCCAAGGAGCUGGAAAGGAAGCUGCAGGAGGAUGCUGAGAAGGAAGCCAAGACGGUCAAGCUGCUGCUGCUUGGUGCUGGGGAGUCAGGAAAGAGCACCAUCGUCAAACAGAUGAAGAUCAUUCACCAGGAUGGAUACUCUCCAGAAGAAUGCCUAGAAUUCAAAUCUGUCAUCUAUGGGAACGUGUUGCAGUCCAUCCUGGCUAUCGUCAGAGCCAUGGCCACACUAGGCAUCGACUAUGCAGAACCAAGCUGUGCGGAUGCGGGUCGACAGCUCAAUAACCUGGCAGACUCCAUUGAGGAGGGGACCAUGCCCCCUGAGCUGGUGGAGGUCAUCAGGAAGUUGUGGAAGGACCCUGGCAUUCAAGCCUGCUUUGACAGAGCUGCAGAGUUCCAGCUCAAUGACUCGGCAUCUUACUACCUGAACCAGCUGGACCGGAUUACAGACCCUGACUACCUUCCCAGUGAGCAAGAUGUGCUCCGAUCCAGAGUCAAAACCACAGGCAUUAUCGAGACCAAGUUUUCUGUGAAAGAUCUGAAUUUCAGGAUGUUUGACGUGGGAGGGCAGAGAUCAGAGAGGAAGAAAUGGAUCCACUGCUUUGAGGGAGUCACCUGCAUCAUUUUCUGCGCGGCUCUCAGCGCCUAUGACAUGGUGCUGGUGGAAGACGAUGAAGUGAAUCGCAUGCAUGAGUCUUUGCACCUGUUCAACAGCAUCUGUAACCACAAGUUCUUUGCAGCCACCUCCAUUGUCCUCUUCCUCAACAAGAAGGACCUCUUCGAGGAGAAAAUUAAGAAAGUCCACCUCAGUAUUUGUUUUCCAGAGUAUGAUGGGAACAACUCCUAUGAGGAUGCCGGGAAUUAUAUCAAGAGCCAGUUCCUUGACCUCAACAUGAGAAGAGAUGUCAAAGAAAUCUACAGUCACAUGACCUGUGCGACAGACACACAGAAUGUCAAAUUUGUGUUCGAUGCAGUUACAGAUAUUAUCAUCAAAGAAAACCUCAAGGACUGUGGGCUCUUUUAA